This is a messenger RNA of Thlaspi arvense, 626 nucleotides long. The record is from the annotation of a GenBank genome assembly. Lineage: Eukaryota; Viridiplantae; Streptophyta; Magnoliopsida; Brassicales; Brassicaceae.
AUGAUGGUUGAACCGGAUUGGAGACAGACUCAGACACUAAAAACGGCUAGAGGAUCGUAUUGUGAAAGCAGAGGAAGAGGUCUUUUCUGCAGAUCCUGUUUGAAAUAUUGGAUCGCUUCUCCUAAUUUCUCUGAUUUCAUCGCUGCUUUGAUCGCCGUCGUCAACUCCACAUUCCCUUUGAUCGGCGGUCUCUUGCUGAAAAUAGUGGUUAUGAUUAGAUGGGAAUCUGCAUUGAAGAUGGGAAUAGAUACACGAGAACUGUUCUUCUAUGAGACAUACAAUGAUGCUGGGGAUUGGCUUCCUGUCCUUAUGUGUAUUACCUUUACACCUUAUGAUUUCGGAAACGGGGAUAUUGGUCAGCUAUUCAUUGCUGGUUUCGGCUCCUCCAUGUUGUUUGAAACCAUUGUUGGAUCCCUGACUGACAACAGUGAGAGUUUCUUCAUUUCAAGUUCAAGUCCGUGUUAUUAGAGGAGAAGCUAAGCUGAGAUGGAUAUGAAGAUUUAAAGAAUUUAUAAACAUGGAUAUAUUCUACUAUUAAAUUUAUAACAUUUUGUUGAUGAAGUUUUUUUCACUAUCUGUAACAAAUUCUGAGAUAUGAGAAACGUGGAAGAACAUCAUAAGGCACG